AUGUCAUCAGUAACAGAAGAUUCGCCCUCCAUCUACGCGGAACUUCUACCCAAUAUCCGUCAAGUCUCCAUCGCCGUGUCGCUCCCUUCCCCCGCAGACCCCGCGACAACCGUGGCCGAGGUUUCUUCGGAUGGCUCUAGAAUCCAGGUUCGCCACGGGAGCUCUCUGAAAGAAGUUCUUCUCCCUGGACCCGUCUCAGCCCCGUCUGUACUGCCUGUCCCGAACGGCCGGCAACCUGGUGCGACAUCACUUGCUUGGCGCCUGCCCCUAUCGGCCUCUGCCCCUUCUUCCAGUGUGCGAGACGAGCUGCUGCCCGCUGUGCCUUGGAGUGCGCGCGACCUCGUGCCCCAGUCCGCCGUGUCAUGUCGGACAUGCCACCGGGCCCUGGUGCCGCCCGGAAGGCUUCAGGUAUGGAAAGAUUUGCCUAGUGAGAACUGGGCCGAAAUGAUGGAUUUCUGGCACUGCCAUAAGCCGCACGACCACAGCCAUGGUCAUGCUCAAAUUGCUGGACGGAAUCAGGAUGAUGACCAUCUCACCAAGCGAGGCUAUGGGGCCAACUCGUCCAUUGCAGCCCAGCUUGGGGUCGGCUUUGUUGAUCUCACUUCGCUUCUCCUUGCUGAGGAGGACUGUACCGGACUCGACGUAAGUAUUUACCCUUCCCCUUCCGGUCAUUUCAAAUCACAAGCUCUGAAGUCUGUCCAAAAUGGGACUUCGCUUCCUCGCUUACUUCAUGUCUGUUGCUCCAACUGCAACUCUCACUUGGGCUUUUUCAACGUUUCGAUUGCGUCGGUAGCCCUCUUCAAAUGGAAAGUCGACUGCCGGACGUCUUCUCCCUGCCCGCCACCUACAAGCUCGGAUUGCCUAGCCGCCGCCUUGCUCGCAACCCUGUCCCGCUCGGGGUCAUCCAAAUCGGUCAUCAUACCGACGAUAGCGUCCUUGCAGCAUGUUGCCACCAACAGCAGCGCAUCCGCGGCCAACGGAGCAAAUGGGACCGGCCCUUCUAUUCCCCUCGCGUUGAACAUCUGGAUCCUCAAUGGAAACAUCGUCUAUUCGUCCACCAAGCGUGAAGGAAGACCCCGUUCGGCGCUGAAACUCUUCUAUAGGCGUAUUCCCCAAGAAGAGGCCGACAAACUGCUCGACUCUUUCACCUCGGGCGUGCAAGAGGUCAACCUUCCAGUCGAAGCCAUCAAAAUGGCGGCCGACGCAUUGGAGCAGACCAGUCUAUUCCUGCCCCCCAGCGAGAGGGCCUUCAAGGACUGGCAGGUAGGCCUUUUGGAAAAGUGGACUGGGUAA
Molecule: messenger RNA, 1293 nt
Organism: Sodiomyces alkalinus F11
Lineage: Eukaryota; Fungi; Ascomycota; Sordariomycetes; Glomerellales; Plectosphaerellaceae
Exons: 3
Coding region: 1-1293 (430 amino acids)
Biological process (GO): proteasome-mediated ubiquitin-dependent protein catabolic process; protein monoubiquitination; protein autoubiquitination
Cellular component (GO): cytosol; nucleus; ubiquitin ligase complex
Molecular function (GO): ubiquitin conjugating enzyme binding; ubiquitin protein ligase activity; cyclin binding
Source: RefSeq, a predicted model, not a curated record